UGGUAACAACGUCGCGUCUCAUAGCGGCAAUAUCUCAUUGUCUGCCGGCUCUCCCUGUCUGCCGGUCACGCCGAAAUUGUGCUAGUCGAAAGUCACGUAAAAAUAGUUACUCGACAGAAAAUAACAUGGACGGCAACGCUUUCCUCACAGAAGAUGCAGCUUUUCUCAAUCUGCAAAAGUAUUUCCAGGAAAAAGGAAAAGAUUUGAACAUUCACCAGCUGUUCGUGCAGGACCCAGAAAGAUUCAAGAAAUACAGCAUCAAACUUGCAACCCCGCAAGAUGGUGAAAUUCUGAUCGAUUUUUCCAAGAAUCGUGUGGACGCCGAGACUUUCAAACUUCUUCUCGAAUUGGCUAAAUCACGAAAGGUGCAAGAGUCUCGAGAUGCCAUGUUCGGUGGAGAGAAGAUCAACUUCACGGAAAAUCGAGCUGUUUUGCACACGGCCCUGAGAAAUCGAAGCGGCCGGCCAGUCCUCGUAGAUGGCGUUGACGUAAUGCCAGACGUGAGAGCCGUUCUUGAUCACAUGAAAGAAUUCUGCAGCGAGGUUAUUUCCGGUCAAUGGAAAGGAUAUACCGGCAAAGCUAUUACCGAUGUCGUCAACAUUGGGAUCGGUGGAUCGGAUCUGGGCCCUUUGAUGGUGACUGAGGCUCUGAAGGCUUAUUCAGUCGGACCCAACGUCCACUUUGUUUCCAACGUCGAUGGAACUCACAUCGCUGUCACGCUGCAGAAGCUGAACCCGGAAACAACUUUGUUCAUCAUCGCUUCCAAGACUUUCACCACCCAGGAAACCAUCACCAACGCCGAAUCGGCCAAAGAUUGGUUCCUAGAGAAAGCCAAAGACGAAUCGACUGUCGCUAAACAUUUUGUCGCCUUGUCUACAAAUGCCACAAAAGUCCGCGAUUUUGGAAUUAACGAAAAGAACAUGUUCGGAUUCUGGGAUUGGGUUGGUGGACGUUACUCACUCUGGUCUGCCAUUGGUUUGUCGAUCGCUUUGAGCAUCGGCUUUGAGAAUUUCGAAAAGUUGCUAGACGGUGCUUAUUUUAUGGAUCAACAUUUCUGCGAAUCUCCAUUGGAACAGAACGUUCCGGUUAUUUUGGCGCUACUCGGAGUGCUGUACGGCGAUUUUUAUGGUUCCGAAACCCACGCUUUAUUGCCCUACGAUCAAUAUCUCCAUCGAUUUGCGGCUUACUUCCAGCAGGGGGACAUGGAAUCGAACGGAAAGUAUGUUACCCGAAGUGGACGACGUGUUGAGUAUGCUACCGGCCCAGUCGUGUGGGGAGAGCCGGGAACUAACGGACAACAUGCUUUCUACCAAUUGAUUCACCAGGGAACUCGAUUGAUUCCUGCUGAUUUCAUCGCUCCAGCUCAGUCGCUUCACCCGAUCCGCGACAAAAUCCAUCACAAACUCUUGAUGGCCAAUUUCUUGGCCCAGACGGAAGCUCUCAUGAAAGGCAAAUCAUCUGACGAGGCCAAAGCCGAACUUUUGAAAUCCGGAAUGGGCGAAGAUGACGUGCGCAAGAUCUUACCUCACAAAGUCUUCGAAGGCAACCGACCCACAAACUCUAUCGUGGUGCAUAAAGUCACUCCUUUCAUCCUUGGUGCUCUCAUUGCCAUGUACGAGAUGAAAAUCUUUGUCCAAGGAAUUAUUUGGGACAUCAACUCUUUCGAUCAAUGGGGUGUUGAGCUUGGUAAGCAAUUAGCUAAGGCGAUUGAGCCAGAGUUGGAAGGAUCAGGUGAGAUCUCUUCUCACGAUUCGUCUACUAAUGGACUGAUCAACUUCAUCAAGAGCAACGCAUAAUUAAUUUCGGAUUGACACGCCACCACUGAAACUCCGUAGAAGAGAGUCAAUCAGAAUAAUUCAUUUUGUGUAGGAAUAUCGUUCAACUUUCAAUGUCCCCCCCCCCCCUCUCAAGUUAAAUUCUUUUUCAAUAUUAUAAUUGUGUUGAUUUUUGUUGACCGACAAUAAAGGUUGGAUUGGUACGAGGUA
Daphnia pulicaria is the source of this 1985-nucleotide messenger RNA. It is a transcript of the gene Pgi, whose product is annotated as glucose-6-phosphate isomerase-like. Gene Ontology annotation, biological process: gluconeogenesis; glucose 6-phosphate metabolic process; glycolytic process. Gene Ontology annotation, cellular component: cytosol. The transcript has 14 exons. NCBI's taxonomy places the organism in Eukaryota, Metazoa, Arthropoda, Branchiopoda, Diplostraca, Daphniidae. Bases 126 to 1796 code for a protein of 556 amino acids. Gene Ontology annotation, molecular function: monosaccharide binding; glucose-6-phosphate isomerase activity; carbohydrate derivative binding. The record is from RefSeq and is a predicted model, not a curated record.